Messenger RNA from Candida tropicalis MYA-3404, 501 nucleotides. RefSeq names its product Nce4p (gene NCE4). The transcript has a single exon. The record is from RefSeq and is a predicted model, not a curated record. The coding region runs from base 1 to 501 and encodes 166 amino acids. Lineage: Eukaryota; Fungi; Ascomycota; Pichiomycetes; Serinales; Debaryomycetaceae.
AUGGACGAAUCUACAUUAGCUAAUCCCACCACAUAUCGAAUCAUCUGGAUCGAAAACAUAUCAAAAUCAAGAGUUGCACAACUUGAGGAAUGGAAAGAAUUAGAUGAUCCCAAUAAGUCAUCCGUUGAUCGAGUCAAACGUAAGAUCAUCACUGAAGUGAACCUUGAUAAAGAUGAUGACCAAGAAAAUGAUAAUGAUAAAUCAACCAUUACAAAUGAUACUUAUAAACUAAUACUAGAGGAUAUAUCAAACAAAAAUGUCAUUCAAGGUUAUGAAAAAGAACCAUUAAGAUUUUUACAUGUCAGUAAAACUGGAACUCCAUUACCUUUAAAAUUAGGUGGCAGACUACGCGUUAAGGAAGGAACUCCUGUGUUCAAUGGAGUUUUACUUCUUUCAAAUAAACAUUGUCAAUAUCAAGGAAUUAACUCAGUUGAUGCGGACUAUGUAUCUAUACUAAAUGAUGGGAUAAUUAAAAAACAUAUAGAUUGGUUACAACUUUAA